AUGGGCGACUUCAGCAGCCCCGAUGGUGCUGAUACUCAGCGCGAGUUAGACACCAUUAAGCACCAUAUCAACUUUGACCAGGACCGCCCACCUCCUAUCCCCGGUCAAGAAUGGCGAAGCUACCCCGAAUUACCUACGAGUCGGGACCUCAACCCCGAUUGGGAUAAUGAGGAGCAAGUGGCCGAGAUACGAAAUCUUCUGCCUAACACAUGGAGAGAGCCAUGGAAGAACAAGAAUACUUAUCUCGAGACGCAUUACCGUCUCCAGAGGGAAGAAAGUAUCACUAUGCUACGCCACUCGAUUAGAAAACUGAAAGAUGAACCUGCCAUGAUGGAUGACGGAGAGACAUGUAUCUACACUAAAGUUUUUGUCACAGGCUACUUGAUGACCCGCCUUGGUCCUAUGUGCCAGGUCCAAUUCUCGACUGAGAGAUCUGGCAAGAAGAUCCGCUGGAGUCAGACCCGACGACUCACGGUCGGAACCUUGGUCGCCAUCUCUACCGCAAAAGAUCAUUUUAAGACGAUCUGUAUGCCCGCUAUCAUCUCGGAACACCGCAUUCGAGAUGGACUCGACCAAAAUCCACCAACAAUUUACUUUCAAUGGGCUAAUCUUAGCGAUGCCAUUAUGGAUCCGAACCAAGAACUAAUCAUGGUAGAGACGCGUUAUGGUUAUUUUGAAGCUGUUCGUCAUAGCAUGGUUGGCCUACAGCACGUCGCCAACAACGAGACCCCGCUUGAUAAGUACUUGGUCCAGGCAGACAAGAGUGAUCUCCUUGCAAAGUACGUCGAAGAUAAUCCUCUCCGGGAUGUUAGGUCACUCGUGCAUCACAUCCCAGAUUCCUCGUCAAUGACGGAGAGUGAGAAACACGCAAAGAUGGCCGAGGUGUGUGAGCCUCUUCGGAACUACUCUGUGCUCGAAGGCUUUGACGGCCAGAUUUCUCGGUAUACCAAUCUGGACAAUUCUCAGCUCAGUGCUGUACAUCGUAUCCUCACUAAAGAGUUGGCUAUCGUUCAGGGUCCUCCUGGGACUGGGAAGACAUUUACCUCGGUGCAGGCUCUGCGGAUCCUUCUGGAAAGCCAAGAGAAAGGUAGCAAUGUAAUUAUUGUCGCGGCUCAGACGAACCAUGCUGUUGAUCAAAUUUUGCUUCAACUAAUUAAUGCCGGCUUUAAGGUUGUACGGCUUGGUGGACGCACUCAGAACGAGGAGAUCAAACGUUACAGCAUGUACAACCUUCGGAAGCGCGCCAGGACGCUAUUGAACCCUCGAGCAGAUAGAGAUUUCAGAACAUUCGAGUCGGCUCGUAAGAGGAAUAUCGCAGAGUUGGAAAAGAUUAUCGACAAUGUCUUCCCCGAUAACUUGAUCGAUCCCAAGAUCUUGAGAUCUACGGGUGUGAUAUCGGAGAAUCAGCUCGAGUCUCUCCUUGCCGAACAGGAAUGGGCCGACACGCCAUCCUCACGGGACCGGCCACCCGGCCUGUUGGCGGAGUGGUUAGGAGAUCAACUAGUGAAGGCGAAGCGGCAGGACGAGGAAGAUCCCGAAUUCGAAGCAUUCGAAGACCAUGAUAGUAUUGAUAUGGACGUGGAGGAUUACGAUAUGGAGCUCGACAACUGUAUUGAUGAUGAGGAUGAGAACACUGGCCGCAUAGAAGGCAGGUUUUUGCCAAUCAAGCAUCUAUGGACAGGCUUAAAUACCCACAACUACACCGAGGACGACCUUGUCGUUCGCAGAGAGCUUCGUAAGCCGAAUCUGUGGGACGUAGACGUUAAGCAUCGCGGUGCCGUCUAUCAGUUCUGGCAGAAGGAGCUACUGUUACGGCAUCGCCAAAGGUUUCGCGACGUACUUGCCGACAACGCUCGAAUCACAAAGAAUCUCAAGGUCAACCGCUGGUACAAAGAUACACAAUGCAUCAAAUCGCAGCACAUUGAGAUUAUAGGGUGCACUACCACGGGCUUAUGCAAGUAUCGUGGCUUGCUAGCUGCCCUCCGGCCGCGCACUAUGUUAAUCGAGGAGGCAGCUGAGACACGGGAGGCAAAUAUCCUUUCGGCAUUGUACGAAUCGCUUCAGCAACUUAUUCUAGUCGGCGAUCAUCAACAGCUGGCUCCGCAUAGCGAUACGCCCGGCCUAGGGGGGGAGCCGUUCUGUAUGCGGGUGUCUAUGUUUGAACGCCUUGUCUAUCUGAAUAUGCCUUUCACCUUCCUGAACAUGCAGCGGAGAAUGAUCCCGACAUUACGUGAAAUAUUGAACCCAUUUUAUCCAGACCUUCAAGAUCAUCCCGUGGUGACCCAGGGCCAUGCUAGACCGCCCAUUCCUGGGAUGAUGUACCCUUCUUUCUUCUUCCAUCAUUAUUGGACCGAGGGCCAGGAUGAGAACUUGAGCAAGUUCAAUAUCCUAGAGGCUGAGAUGAUAAUCCACUUCAUAGACUAUCUACUCAUGAACGGUAUACCAGCAAGCCAAAUCACCGUUCUGACGUUCUACCGAGGUCAAAAGAAGAAAAUUAUCUCUCAGUUCAAGAGCAAGAUGAAACGAUGGGCGCCCUUUACGAACGUUUUCACGGUGGACUCGUACCAAGGAGAGGAAAACGACAUUAUUAUUUUGUCAUUAGUGAGAAGCAAGGGUCGUGACGGACCGCACCAAGCAGGCUUCCUCCAAGAUGAGAACCGUGGUGUUGUCUCAAUUAGUCGAGCUCGCCGCGGCUUUUACGUCUUUGGCAAUAUGCUUAAUCUGGCGCGUGCGAGCGAAACAUCAUGGAACAUGUGGGGGAAAGUACAACAAGUCUUUGAAGCGCAGGGUCGAUUUGGAGAUAAAUCUCGUUUCCCAAUCACAUGUCAGAAGCAUCACAGGACAACUUGGAUGUCGCACCCAGAAGACUGGGUUAACUGUCACGGCGGUUGCGAUCUGAAAUGUCCAGACCGGCUUAGUUGUGGCCAUUUAUGCGGACGUCAAUGCCAUUGGGCAACACAUGAUAAGCUGAUCUGUCGAGAACCAUGCGAACGAGUCCUCUCGUGUGGUCAUAGAUGCCAACGUUUUUGUGGCGAUAGAUGUCUAUGUAGCUGUGCUGACUUCACUGGCGCUUAUCCUCACGAUGAGUUUUUACCUGAGAAUGGGACCCUCGGCGUAGAGGAGCCGGGCGUGGACUACGAUAAAUCCCGUGUUGCACCAUUCAUAAGCCCGGACCAACGUCGCGCGAGUGCGGUGUUGAGUGAUAGAGGCAAUCUACGAGGUAGUCGACGCCCCCUUGGCUCCAGACCAGGACUGGGGUAUGGAUGGGCCGCCUUCGAUGCUCAAAGGGAUGAUGAGAAGACAUCAAGAGAAGCUCUAGCGGGAUCCUCUCAUCCGCUCGCCGGGACUGCGAUUCAAGACACCUUCAGGCCAGUAACAUUAGACGACCAUGGUGUGCGCAAUGUCGGGAAAGGUAUUAUUGCCAGGACUUCACCGUCACCCGAGAAGGACAACAAUGGAGUUCUUACCUUCAAGGAUGACGUAGAGACAGUUGUCCUCGGCACUAGUUCGUUGAACUUUGGUCAUGGUGGUAUCUCUAAUGCACCGGCUAAAUACGGCUCAGCCAUACCCCCAGCCCCGGGUGGCUUACGGCAACACGACACCAACGUAACGCCAUCACAGCUGCAGGCGGGAGGGAUUACCUUGGGUUCUCAUUCGCAACCUCGAGAAAGUUCGUGGUCCUCUAAUAUUACGACCGCGCCUGCAGGAUAUCGGGCUGACAAGCCGGAAUGGGAAUUACCCACUUAUAGCGACACAACCUUUGUUGCGAGGAAGAGUGACAACGAAGUGGAGGGCGAUGCUGCGGUGGGACUGAGUAGUGAUGUUGGAGAGGAGGACCUGAUUACUUUCUAA
Molecule: messenger RNA, 3852 nt
Organism: Daldinia loculata
Lineage: Eukaryota; Fungi; Ascomycota; Sordariomycetes; Xylariales; Hypoxylaceae
Product: P-loop containing nucleoside triphosphate hydrolase protein
Exons: 4
Coding region: 1-3852 (1283 amino acids)
Biological process (GO): regulatory ncRNA-mediated heterochromatin formation
Cellular component (GO): nuclear RNA-directed RNA polymerase complex
Molecular function (GO): helicase activity
Source: RefSeq, a predicted model, not a curated record